AUGUCCAGUGGUAUUGCAGACGUUAGAAAAAAAUUGGUUAUUGUGGGAGAUGGUGCCUGCGGGAAGACCUGUUUAUUGAUUGUCUUUUCUAAGGGUGCCUUCCCCGAGCUGUACGUUCCUACUGUUUUUGAGAACUACGUGGCAGACGUCGAGGUGGACGGAAGAAGAGUCGAGUUGGCCUUAUGGGAUACUGCCGGUCAAGAGGACUAUGACAGAUUGAGACCUCUAUCUUACCCAGACUCCAACGUCAUUUUGAUCUGUUUUUCUGUCGACUCUCCUGACACUCUCGACAACGUCCAGGAGAAGUGGAUUUCGGAAGUCCUGCAUUUCUGUCAAGGUGUUCCAAUCAUUCUUGUUGGUUGUAAGAUCGACUUGAGGAACGAUCAAGCCACCAUCCAAAAACUGGCACAGUUGGGUCAACAACCAGUGUCAACCUCUGAAGGUCAAGAGGUGGCUGACAAGAUCAACGCAUUAACGUAUAUGGAAUGUUCUGCUAAAUUGAACCAAGGUGUUAGAGAGGUUUUCGAGGCUGCAACUAGAGCUACUUUGGCAAGCAAGGAAAAGGAAACCAAGAAGAAGAAGAAGAAGUGUGCUAUUUUUUAG
Molecule: messenger RNA, 603 nt
Organism: Pichia membranifaciens NRRL Y-2026
Lineage: Eukaryota; Fungi; Ascomycota; Pichiomycetes; Pichiales; Pichiaceae
Exons: 1
Coding region: 1-603 (200 amino acids)
Biological process (GO): small GTPase-mediated signal transduction
Molecular function (GO): GTPase activity; GTP binding
Source: RefSeq, a predicted model, not a curated record